Ogataea philodendri is the source of this 3138-nucleotide messenger RNA. RefSeq lists its product as uncharacterized. Gene Ontology annotation, cellular component: 90S preribosome; nucleolus. The record is from RefSeq and is a predicted model, not a curated record. The coding region runs from base 1 to 3138 and encodes 1045 amino acids. Gene Ontology annotation, biological process: rRNA acetylation involved in maturation of SSU-rRNA. Lineage: Eukaryota; Fungi; Ascomycota; Pichiomycetes; Pichiales; Pichiaceae. The transcript has a single exon. Gene Ontology annotation, molecular function: 18S rRNA cytidine N-acetyltransferase activity; ATP binding; tRNA binding.
AUGAGCAAGAAGAAGGCCUUGGACGCACGGAUUGCCGCGCUGAUUCGUAACGGCGUAGAUACCCGCGAAAGAAGUUUUAUCAUUAUGGUUGGUGACCGCUCGAGAGAUCAGAUUCCCAACCUUCAUUACCUGAUGAUGAACGCUAAUCUCAAAAUGAAUAAAUCCAUUCUUUGGGCCUAUAAGAAGAAACUGCUUGGUUUCACGUCCCACAGAAAGAAGAGAGAAGACAAGCUGAAAAAAGAUAUUAAGCGCGGAAAAAGAGAAGCCAACGACCUUGAUCCGUUUGAAGUGUUUAUCACAAAUCAGCAGAUCAGAUACGUUUAUUACAAAGAGACAGAUAAAAUUUUGGGUAACACCUAUGGAAUGUGCAUUUUGCAGGAUUUCGAAGGACUUACUCCUAACUUGAUGGCAAGAACGAUCGAAACCGUCGAGGGUGGAGGACUUGUUGUGAUGCUCUUGAAAUCGAUGUCUUCUUUGAAACAAUUGUACACUGUGACCAUGGAUAUCCACUCUAGAUACAGAACCGAAGCACAUAACGACGUUGUUGCCAGAUUCAACGAGAGAUUCUUGCUGUCUCUUUCCGACUGUAAGAACUGUUUGGUUCUGGACGACGAACUGAACGUCCUGCCGGUCUCUGGUGGAAGACACGUGAAGAGACUGCCUCCAAAAGACGACGAGGAGCUUUCCGAAAAAGAACAGGAGCUGGUGGAGUUGAAGUCGAGCCUUGAGGAUACCCAGCCUGCUGGUUCGCUAGUGAGUUUGGCCAAGACGCUGAACCAAGCCGAGGCCAUUCUGCGGUUUAUUGAUUCCAUUGCGGAAAAGACUCUGAACACAACGGUCACUUUGACUGCCGGAAGAGGACGUGGUAAGUCUGCUGCUCUGGGUAUUGCCAUUUCUGCGGCCGUGGCACAGGACUACUCCAACAUCUUUGUCACUUCUCCGUCCCCAGAGAACUUGAAGACGCUGUUUGAGUUCAUCUUCAAGGGAUUCGACGCUAUGGGAUACGUUGAGCACCAAGAUUACGACAUCAUCCAGUCGACCAACCCAGCCUUCGGUAAGGCCAUUGUGAGAGUGGAUAUCAAACGGUCUGGACACAGACAAACCAUCCAGUACAUUUCUCCAACAGACCACCAGGUUCUUGGACAGGCAGAGCUGGUGAUCAUUGACGAAGCUGCUGCAAUUCCGUUACCAGUGGUGAAGAAGCUGCUUGGCCCUUACUUGGUGUUCAUGGCCUCGACCAUCAACGGAUACGAAGGAACGGGCCGGUCUUUGAGUUUGAAGCUGAUACAGCAAUUGCGGGAAAACUCGAACUCCAUCAUCAACGACAACUCACAAACCCAGGUGGUUUCCAGAGACUCCAAGAAAACUGGCGACGACCUGAGCAUUCGUGGCCGUAACCUUGUUGAGGUUGUGCUGGACGAGCCAAUUAGAUACGCCCCGGGCGACCCUGUGGAAGCAUGGCUCAACAAAUUGCUCUGCUUGGACGCAAAAUUGACAAAGAACACCAAGUACGAGACCAGAGGAUGUCCGCAUCCAAGCGAGUGCAACCUGUUCUACAUCAACAGAGAUACGCUGUUCUCGUACGACCCCGUCUCGGAAGCUUUCCUUCAGAAAAUGAUGGCUUUAUUCGUUUCUUCGCAUUACAAGAACUCUCCAAACGACUUGCAACUAAUGUCCGAUGCUCCAGCUCACCAACUGUAUGCUCUAUUCGGUCCAGAUGUUGGAAAAGACGGCGCUAUCCCAACACCUUUGUGUGUCAUCCAACUUGCGUUGGAAGGAGAGAUCUCCAAAGAGAGUAUUCGGAGCAGUUUGAAUAGAGGAAUCCGUGCUGGCGGUGAUCUUAUUCCAUGGCUGAUCAGUCAGCAGUUCCAAGACGACGAGUUUGCUUCUCUUUCUGGUGCCCGUGUUGUCAGAGUGGCCACUCACCCAGAAUACACAAACAUGGGUUACGGAUCAAGAGCUUUGGAGCUUUUGACAGACUACUUCGAAGGUAAGUUUGCAGACGUGAAUGAGACAAGAUCUUUCGAGGACGACAAGUACUCUUUGAAGAGGCUCACAGAUAGCGAGCUAGAGUCUUCUGUUCUACAUGAAGAAAUCAAGCCACGCAAGGAAAACAAGUUGCAACCUCUGUUUAUCAAUUUGGCUCAUAAACCACCUUACUAUUUGCAUUACAUGGGUGUCUCUUACGGAUUGACACCGCAAUUGUUCAAGUUCUGGAAAAGAUCCGGAUACUUGCCUGUUUAUCUGCGGCAAACCGCUAAUGAUCUGACCGGAGAACACACCUGUGUGAUGCUCAAGGUUUUGGAGAACCGUGAAAGCAAGUGGCUCCACGAGUACUCGAAGGAUUUCCACAAGAGAUUUGUGAAUCUUUUGUCGUACAACUUUGGUUUUGUUCCGUCUGUCCAGGCAUUAAGUAUUCUUGAAUCGUGCGACAAACCAACUCCAGAGCAGUUGACCAAGGAAGAGCUCGACAAGAACUUUUCGCCGUUCGACCUCAAGAGACUCGAGUCGUACGCCAACAACCUGAUCGACUACCAUGUUGUGGUGGACAUGUUGCCAAUUCUGUCGUACUUGUACUUCCAGGGCCGCAUCAGCUCUGAGGUGAGUCUUUCGAACGUGCAGGCUGCCAUUUUGGUUGCAAUCGGAUUGCAACACAAGGAUAUGGACAAGAUCUCCAAGGAGCUCGGAAUCGAGUCGAACCAGGCGAUGGCCAUGUUUGCCAAGGUGAUCCGUAAGGUGUCGACGUAUUUCCGGUCGCUUGUUCAGCAGAAGAUCGCCGACGAGAUGCCUGAGCUCGAAGACGAGCAAGUGCGCGAGAUGAACGGCGAGGGAUCGGACGAGGCCGACAUCGAGGACAUCGAGCGCGAGCUGGUGGACGAGAUGAACGAGUCUGGAGCCAAGGCUGUGAGUGCUUUGAGAGAGAAACAGAAGGAGCUGAUCAACUCUCUGGAUUUGGACAGAUACGCCAUCAGCGAACACGGCUGGGACAAGAAGCAGCUCAACAAGGCGGCCAAAAACAAGGGUGUGGUGAGCGUGAAGUCCGACAAGAAACGGAAGACGGGCGAGAGUGCUGGCGAGAUCUAUGAGCAGGAGAUCAAGAAGCAGAAGGCCCACAAGCCUCAAAAAUCAAAGAGAUAG